AUGUUGGUGGUCGUGUACAGCUCCCUGUUUCUCCUGGCCCUCCUCGGGCUCGCCACCUACUUCAAACUCCGCGUGGUGAAGGACGAGAGCGCCACCAAUCCCACCUACACCCACUUCGCCCUCCGGACAUACCUCCCGCUCUACCUGUGCGUGGUUCUGGGCGACUGGCUGCAGGGUCCCUAUCUCUACCGUCUCUAUCACUGGCACGGCUUCAUGGAGACGCAGGUAGCCGUCAUUUACGUCAGCGGGAUGGUUUCCAGCGCCCUAAUCUUCCCUGCCAAAGACAUCAUUGCCAAUCGCUACGGUCGGCGGACUACAAUUGUCGCUUUCUGCUUCCUCUACGUACUCUCCUGUCUCGCCACCGCCGUUCCUAAUUACGGGGUUUUACUCGUCGGAAGGUGUCUCUCGGGAUUGAGUAACACCAUCGUGUUCUCGGGUUUGGAGUCGUGGUACGUCCACGAGCACACGCAGCGGUUCGAUUUCCCCUCGGAGUGGAUUCCUGUCACUUUCGGUCAUGUUGCCUUUGGGAGUAGCGUUGCCGCCAUAGUUGCGGGAGUUUUGGCCGACGUGUUUGCCCGGUGGCUUUCGUUUGGCCCCGUUUCGCCCUUUAUCGUGGCGUGUCCCGUUCUGCUGGUGGCUGGGGCUUCAAUUGCAGCAUCCUGGGAGGAAAACUGUGGAGAAAAGCAGACCGUUAGUUUGAAACAGUUCCGUAAGGCAGCAUUCGAGGGGCUCAAGACCAUCGUACAAAACGUGCAAAUAUUUCUAAUUGGGACGGUGCAGAGCCUGUUUGAGAGUGUGGUGUUUGUGUUUGUGUUUCUGUGGACGCCGGCGCUGGACGUGUACCACGACCUCCCUCUGGGGAUAGCCUUCGCCUCUUUCAUGACCUGUUUCCUUGUCGGUUCCCUCGUCUGUGACUACCUCAUUGCCAAAAACAGGUUCCCCCCAACUCAGAUGCUCGUGGUGGUAACGUCGAGUGCAACAGUCGUGUUUCUAGUUGCCGCUUACUUUGCCAGCAAUAAGACAGCCCCACUCUACCGGUUGAGAAUGCUAAUCUGUCUACAACUAUUCGAGCUGCUCUGUGGGCUCUAUUUCCCCAUUCUGCGGACACUGAGAGAGUCUGAGGUGCCACAGGAGGUCCAACUGAGCACUGUCAACUGGUUCAGAGUCCCCCUCACCCUAUUCUCCUCCCUCGCUCUCCUCUCCCUCCAAGGGGCGACAGGGGGACCGCCCGAAAUAUUCCUCUUCUGUGCUGCAGGCAUGCUACUGGCCACUGCAGCGUCUGCUUCUCUUGCCUACCUUCUCUCCCGCAAAUCCUCCACUGAAAACAGCAGUAUUAUUCCUUGA
This is a messenger RNA of Geodia barretti, 1344 nucleotides long. Lineage: Eukaryota; Metazoa; Porifera; Demospongiae; Tetractinellida; Geodiidae. The record is from the annotation of a GenBank genome assembly.